AUGCCUCCUAAGAUGCCGCCUAAGAAUAGAAAAUAUGAAUGUGGAAAUGAUAAGCGUAAGAAAAAGAAAAAAAUUGAAGAGUUAAUUCAAUCUCAAGUAGGAGCACUUGAUAAAUUUUUAAUAAAGGAAUCACAAGUUCUAAAUGAAAGUCAUUCUGUUGAUCAUAUUGAUACUGAAAUUCUUGAUAAUGUGUCCAUUGAAAAUGAUAAUGUUGAUAGUGUUCCCAUUGAAAAUGAUAAUAUUGAUAGUGUGCUUAUUGAAAAUGAUAGCGUGCCUAUUGAAAAUGAUAAUGAUGAUAAUGUUGAUUAUGAUAUAUUUGAUCCAAGAAAUUGGGACCGUCUUCAACCUAAAUUGAUUGAUUUAUUAGUUACGAAAGGUCCUAAAAGAGAUAAUUCCAUUGUGAAGGGUCCUAGAGAUAAUUGGAAUAGACGCUUUACGGCUAAUUUGUAUACUAGAGCUUUAGCAAAUGGAGAGAAGUGUGAUAGAGAUUGGCUUGUUUAUUCGAAAGAGCUUGAUAGAGUAUUUUGUUUCUGUUGUAAAGUUUUAAAAAAUGGGAUUGGUAGGGGACAAUUAGCAAAUGAGGGUUAUAAUGAUUGGUCACAUGUUGGUGCAAGAAUUAAAGAGCAUGAGUUAGGCAUGGAACAUGUUAAAAAUAUGACUACUUGGUAUGAGUAUCGUCAAAGGCUGCAGAAAUUCCAAACUAUUGAUAAAACGACUCAAAGAAUAAUUGAGAAAGAAAAGGAUCAUUGGAAAAAUGUUUUAAAAAGAGUUAUUUCAAUAGUGAAAUUUCUUGCAAAACAUAAUUUGGCCUUUCGUGGUUGUAAGGAUAAAUUGUACGAAGAUAACAAUGGUAAUUUUUUGGGUUUGAUUGAAAUGUUAGCUGAAUUUGACCCAAUUAUCCAAGAACAUGUUAGACGUGUUACAACUCAAGAAGUUCACGUUCAUUAUCUUGGGCAUAAAAUACAAAAUGAGUUGAUUUCAUUGCUUGGUUCUGCAAUUAAAUUUGAAAUCAUUAGAAAAAUCAAACAAGCAAAGUAUUUCUCAGUGAUACUUGAUUGUACUCCGGAUGCCAUUCACAAAGAGCAAAUGUCUUUGAUAAUAAGAUAUGUGGAUGUAUCUUCAACUUCUGUUAGCACUGAGGAAUCAUUUUUAGGGUUUUUGAAUGUGAAUGAUACAACUGGUCAAGGGCUUUUUGAUGUAUUACAAAAUGAAUUGAAAGAACUUGGUCUCGAUGUAUUUGAUGUGAGAGGACAAGGUUAUGAUAAUGGGUCAAAUAUGAAAGGAAAACAUCAAGGUGUACAAAAGAGAUUUUUAGACAUAAAUCUGAGAGCCUUUUAUACUCCUUGUGGUUGUCAUAGUCUUAAUUUGGCAUUGUGUGAUAUGGCUAACUCGUGUAAUAAAGCUAUAAGUUUUUUUGGAGUUGUUCAACGCAUUUAUACAAUUUUUGCCAAUUCUACAAAGAGGUGGAAAUAUUGA
This is a messenger RNA of Vicia villosa (hairy vetch), 1476 nucleotides long. RefSeq lists its product as uncharacterized. The record is from RefSeq and is a predicted model, not a curated record. The transcript has a single exon. NCBI's taxonomy places the organism in Eukaryota, Viridiplantae, Streptophyta, Magnoliopsida, Fabales, Fabaceae. Bases 1 to 1476 code for a protein of 491 amino acids.